Molecule: messenger RNA, 1451 nt
Organism: Melanotaenia boesemani (Boeseman's rainbowfish)
Lineage: Eukaryota; Metazoa; Chordata; Actinopteri; Atheriniformes; Melanotaeniidae
Gene: ldhbb
Product: lactate dehydrogenase Bb
Exons: 8
Coding region: 114-1181 (355 amino acids)
Biological process (GO): carboxylic acid metabolic process
Cellular component (GO): cytoplasm
Molecular function (GO): L-lactate dehydrogenase (NAD+) activity
Source: RefSeq, a predicted model, not a curated record
CAGCAACUGAUACCUGCCUUGACUCUGGAUUGCAGUGACUGUGUGAGGUGUUGUGGAUGCAGGGGUUACGCAGCUCUGUGGGAAACAUACCUUAGGUAUCCACUCAGUUUGCCAUGCUGAUUACAUGGUGGUAUUUAUACCUUACAGCUCGGAGCUUCGCCGAUCAAACACUGAGAAUGGCUUCAAUCCUGCAGAAGCUGAUCACCCCACUGUUCAGCGGUACACCAGAUCCCCCCAGGAAUAAAGUGACAGUUGUGGGUGUGGGCCAGGUUGGGAUGGCCUGUGCCGUCAGCAUCCUUCUGAGGGAGCUGGCUGAUGAAUUGGCCCUUGUGGAUGUGGUGGAAGACAAGCUGAAAGGAGAGAUGAUGGAUCUGCAGCAUGGCAGCCUCUUCCUCAAAACCCCCAAAAUAAUUGCAUCUAAAGACUACUCAGUUACAGCUAAUUCCCGCAUCGUUGUGGUGACAGCUGGAGUCCGUCAGCAGGAGGGAGAGAGUAGGCUGAACCUUGUCCAGAGAAAUGUCAACAUCUUUAAGCACAUCAUCCCGCAGGUUGUCAGAUACAGCCCUGACUGCAUCAUCAUCGUUGUUUCCAACCCAGUUGACGUUUUGACCUAUGUGACCUGGAAACUCAGCGGCCUUCCUAAGCACCGCAUCAUUGGCAGUGGCACCAACUUAGACUCUGCACGCUUCCGCUUUCUAAUGGCCGACAAACUGGGGAUCCACCCCAGCAGUUUCAACGGAUGGAUCCUGGGGGAACAUGGAGACACCAGCGUACCUGUAUGGAGCGGAACAAAUGUAGCUGGAGUCAACCUGCAGACAUUAAACCCUGAUAUUGGCACCGACUCUGAUGAAGAGAACUGGAAAGAGACCCACAAAAUGGUUGUGAACAGUGCUUACGAGGUGAUCAAACUGAAGGGUUACACCAACUGGGCCAUCGGUCUGAGUGUGGCUGACCUGACAGAGAGCCUCAUGAGAAACAUGAAUAGGAUUCAUCCUGUCUCCACCAUGGUGAAGGACAUGUAUGGGAUCAGUGAUGAGGUCUACCUCAGUCUGCCCUGCGUGUUGAACAACGGAGGCGUGGCGAGCGUGGUCAACAUGACCCUGACCGACGAUGAGGUGGCCCAGCUGCAAGCCAGUGCCAACACAUUGUGGGACAUCCAGAAGGACCUGCAGGAUCUCUAAACGAACACCAGGGGACGGCAUAGUUGCAUCUUCCUGACUGCCGGUCACUUAGAGUUUCAUCACUCUGCCGUCACCAAACCCAGAAAGCUUCACCUUCUGCACUUUCAACCCACUGCUCUCUGUAGCUUCACAGUGUUGGGAGUUUCAUCCCAUCAAAUUUAGCUGUAGGUGUAAUUGUUGAAGAGACCAAAGUUGACAUAAACUGGAAGAAAUGCUCUGAUUAAUGUGUCCAUGAGUUUGGGACCAUGAGUCACUUAUGUUGCUUUGAUG